UAUAAAUAGACGAGUCGGCGUUGUCUGUGUUCAGUGCAAGCAGGUCUGUCAACGAUCAUCGAUCAAAUCAAGCCCAACCAGUCACAAUCAACAUGAAGUUCUUGCUCCUGAGUGUCUUCCUUUGCCUUGCCGUGUGCCUGGUUCUCACCAACGCUGCGCCCCGAGAGGAGGCUGUGCCCGAGGGUCUGGAAGGACCUGGCAGUGAAUCCGUCAACCCAUCGGACGACCAAUCCUUCCUGCUCAAGCUGAAGCUGCUUAAGAAACUCCUCUUCCUGGGUUAGACUUGGCACACUGGAUUAAGCCGGGCUUCUCGAGCACGGAUGUUUAGAUUAACUAUGUGUUUAGACUUUUAAGAAAAAAACAAAAGACAGAAAAACAUGAAAUGAAUUAAAAAUACUUUUUUGGUCAAAGAAUCAUAA
Molecule: messenger RNA, 419 nt
Organism: Drosophila bipectinata
Lineage: Eukaryota; Metazoa; Arthropoda; Insecta; Diptera; Drosophilidae
Source: RefSeq, a predicted model, not a curated record